CAGCACCAAGGCCAACCUCCACCAGCAUUGCCAGAAACCAGGACCGACCAAAUAUCCGAGCCCCGGAGAGCCUACGGCAGCAGCAAUCGACGCCGUAGAGCCAGCCACAGUAGAGCCGCCCCUCUGGUCCGCCAAGGGCAAUGGAACGGCCAUCGAGGCGGCCAGACCAACCCAAGCUGUAGCCGUCUGCUCCUCAUCGACGAGGGAGGAGCAUCGCCGUCACCUACGCCGCCGUCCCGCCAAGGGAUCCGGCUAGGGGGCAACCGCGGUCCGCACUGUUCCCUCUCGGCACUAUGCACCGCCUGCGAAACACCUUCACUAGGUCACGGACCCCCACCGGUGCGGAGAUGAAAACACAGAGCAGUCUCGAAGUACCCAAACAGGUUCGUUCAGCAUCAUUCGACGAAAUCCAGCUUGAAGCCCAACGUGCCAAUCAGUUCCUCAAGGUUCACCAAGCAGCAUCGACGGACGAGCCGUCAUCCGGUGGUUCCCUGCUACAGGUUCCGCAGGUUACGGCCCGUUCGCGUAGUUUCGAUCUCGCCGGCGGCAGCGAAGACUCCCAAGCGGCCGUAGCUGCCGCUUUUCUUGACGUGCCAAAGCGCUUCCAGCGGCGAAAGUCCAGCUCGAAAACUCCUCCCCCCUGCAUCCACUGUCUCUAUCUGGAGGAGUACCGCAAGCUGACUGGAGUUGAUCAGCGCCAGUACUACGACAAUACCGAAUACCAAACGCUCAGCUACAGUUCGUCCUCCUCCAGUAGUGACGACGAGGACUCGGACGAAGACGGUGAAGGAGAAGCAAACGACGACGAAGACGAAGACUACGGGUUCCAGUUUGACUUAACAUGCAAUACCCUACUGCCACCGCCUCUCUCUCCUUGUGGGAUCACCUUUACCCUUUCGCCCACCAAUGGAGAUGACCCCGAUGACUGCGGAGACGUGCUGGCUGUGGACGGUCCCGUCCUGCCGCCGCCUCCGAUGUUCGGCAACGACUAUCACCCGCCUUUUCCGUCUCUUCCAAUCGGCUCACCGCCGAUCACCCCGUCAGGACCCAUAUUCCCUCCGUCCCCGACGAUCGAAGUGCCUCCCUGUUCUCCGGCGGUGGACGAGCCCAGUGGGCCACCGACGCGGACCCGGCGACGAUCCAUCUCCCGCCAGGAAGCGAUCUUUGUCGAACCAACCGGCAACUCGCUGGAGAACGUUUCCUGCGGUGAACCACAAUCAGAGGAAUCGCAACACCAAAACAUCAACAUCAUCGUUCCUUGCGGACACGCUGAUGACUACAACGAACCGCAUCCUCCGGAAUGCUACAACGACAAUCAACUAGAACAAUCGGUACUGGUGGCGCUGGCGCCUCCUCCACCACCACCAACCACAGCUUCUUCGCCGAUUUCCACGUCGGCAGCAGCCGACUUCGUACGGGAUAUCUACCUGCAGGUGCCGGAUCUCAAGCGGGACCGGGCCGCAUCGGUGGAUUCCUGCUUCACCAAGGUGACCGGAGCCAAAACCGAGGAACUGAAACCCCCGGAGGGAGAGCUGACGCUGCUAGCGGUGCCCAGCAGUGGUGCGAUACGAUCCCGCUCGGUGGACAUUGUACUACCGACCGAGGAGCAGGCCCGCUACAAGGCACUAGCCCUAGCCGGCACGGCAGCGACUGCCGGGGCCAUAAAUCAAGCGCCGAAGGGAAAACCCAGUGCCGAUACCCACGGGAGGCAGAUUCGGUGCACGCCGGAUUGGAGCGAGAACGCUGUCUCCGGGGACCAUCUGUGGGUGCCGACGUCGGUAUCCGGUGACUGUUGCUACGUGGGCGACAACGACUGCUCGAAGCACGGUCCCCGGAUGAAGUGUUCGGCGUGCAAAAUCAUCGCCCACGCCAGCUGCAUCUCGGUGCUGAUGGAGCGGACGCAGCUGCAGUGCAAGCCCACCUUUCGGGACGUUGGCGUACGGCAGUACCGGGAGCAGACCAAGACGACCCACCACUGGAUCCACCGGCGGACCGAGAAGGGCAAGUGCAAACAGUGCGGGAAGUCACUCCAAGCGAAGCUCUCGUUUAGUUCUAAGGAAAUUGUUGCUUUAUCAUGUGCCUGGUGUAAAUCAUCAUAUCAUAACAAGGAAGCGUGCUUCAACCCGGAGCGAAUCGGCGAAGAGUGCACGUUAGGAGCCCACCGGAGCAUCGUGGUGCCACCGUCCUGGAUCGUGAAGCUGCCCCGCAAGGGCAGCUUCAAGUCGUCGCUGCGGAAAACGCCCCAGAAGAAGAAGAAGGCCGGCAAGAAGAGCUCGGCCCCGAAGGAACCGCGCACGUUCGUGAUCAAGCCGAUUCCGACGGCCAACAUUACGCCGGUGCUGGUGUUUAUCAAUCCGAAAUCCGGCGGAAAUCAGGGUGCCAAACUUCUCCAAAAGUUCCAGUGGCUGUUGAAUCCGCGACAGGUUUUCGAUCUGACGCAAGGUGGACCAAAGAUGGGGCUGGAGAUGUUUCGCAAAGUGCCCCAGCUGCGGGUGCUGGCUUGCGGAGGCGACGGCACCGUCGGCUGGGUCCUCUCGGUGCUGGAUCAGAUCAACUUUGUGCCUCCGCCGGCCGUCGGGGUCCUGCCGCUCGGCACCGGAAACGAUCUGGCCCGGGCGCUCGGGUGGGGUGGGGGCUAUACGGAUGAGCCAAUUGGGAAGAUUUUGGCCAACAUUGGGAACUCCGACACGGUGUUGCUGGAUCGGUGGAACUUGAAGGUGGAACCGAACACUGCGGUGUCGAACGCUGAGGACGGAAAGGACAAUCUACCUUUGAAUGUGGUCAACAACUACUUUUCAUUGGGGGUUGAUGCCCACAUAGCGUUGGAAUUCCACGAGGCUAGAGAGGCUCAUCCGGAGAAGUUCAAUUCCCGCCUGCGAAACAAGAUGUUCUACGGCCAGGCCGGUGGAAAGGAUCUGCUCAAGCGAAAGUGGAAGGGUUUGGCUGAGUUUGUGACGCUUGAAUGCGACGGUAAGGAUCUCACGUCAAAGCUGAAGGAGCACAAGGUGCACGCAAUAGUAUUUCUCAACAUUCCAAGCUACGGAGGUGGUACCCAUCCGUGGAACAAAUCUGGUGGUCAAUUUGAACCGGCAACCGAUGACGGUAUGAUCGAGGUCGUCGGGCUGACUACUUAUCAGCUCCCGCUGCUGCAGGCCGGUGGCCACGGGACCUGCAUAGCGCAGUGCAAGUCCGCGAAGAUCGUCACCUCAAAAACCAUCCCAAUGCAGGUGGACGGUGAAGCGUGCAAGCUGAAGCCGUCCACCAUCGAAAUGACCCUACUGAACAAGGCUGUGAUGCUGGCGAAACGGAAGCCCGGAAGGGCCAAUGUGCCGCAAGAAAAACUCGAAUCUCUCAACCUAACACUGAUGAAGAUCAUGAUGUCCGACUACGAGCAGAACCACUACGACAAGGAUCUGCUGAAGAGUUCUGCCGUCAAUCUGGGAACGCUGGAUGUGCCCGUUACCGAUCUCGAACAGGUUCGAAUCCUCGUGAACAAGUUCUGCGAAGAGCAACCAGAUAGUCCCAAACUGUCGCCGGAUUGGUGCUUCAUCGAUUCCUGCACAGCUGAGCGGUUCUUCCGGGUGGACCGAGCGCAGGAGAAUCUCCACUUCAUUACCGACAUCGCCACCGAUUGUAUCUUUGUGUUGGACCAGGAGUGUCCGACGUUGCCGCAGACACCGGAAGACGAGAGCGGUGGUCAUCUGCAAAAGGAGGGCUCGGCACUACCGGCGCACCUGACCAGCAGCGUAGAGUCCAGCGAUCGGGAUUCCCGCGAUGGAACGCCCCAAUCACCGGGGCUUAAAUUCUUCAACCGAUCGCUCUCGGGGCCUGGUUCGGGCAGUGCGUCUGACACGCUGUCGCCCGCUCUGGACAUUCCAUCGCGAAAGAGUUCUCAGGGAUCGCAAGGUUCGCACGGAUCUCAGGACAGCCCCCGAAACAAUCUCGGCGUUGCCGGACCAGACGGAGGGACCCUCGGAAAUGGUCAGAGCCUGGACCAGUUGGUCAACUUUAGAAGCAAUCUACUGGAGAAGACAACCGAUGCGGUAAUUAAGGCGGCCAAAACGGGCGAUUUGGUGAUGUUAAAGGACCUGCACAUGCAAGGAUACUCGCUGCUGUCGAUUGAUUCCAGCGGUCAGACGGCGCUGCACUACGCUUCUCGGUACGGACACAAGGACAUCGUGCGGUAUCUGAUUUCCUACGCCCCGAACAGCAUCGUCAACAUGAUCGACAACGAAACCGGCCAAACGGCACUCCACAAGGCGGCCAACGGUAAACGACGCAGCAUAUGCUACAUGUUGGUGGCGGCCGGAGCCAGCCUAAUCAUCCAAGACAACAACGGCCGGACGCCUCGUCUUCUCGCCCUAGAAGCGGAGGACCGGGAGUUGGCCUCCUACCUGGAAAACCAAGAACAGUUCCAGCUCGCUGAUUACCACGCGAGUGUGUGAAACAACGCCGCCGCCGCCGUCAGCCAUCACCGUCGCUCGCAAGCCGCUGCUGCCUGUUGCCGCCAGUGUUCCUUUUCCUAAAGCGGGAGAGCGAGAUCCGUUUAGAUUACGACACGCAGCAGCCGAAGAGAGAAGAAAAAGACAAAUUCCAAUCAAAUACACUGACUGAGACAUCGACACGCCUGUGAAUGGGUUCUUCUAGGCUUACAUAGCGGAAAAGGGUGUCCCUUCCUCCUACCGAAUGAGAUGCGUAAGUUAGACACCGCGGUUUCGCGGGAAGUGAAAGUAAGGCGCGGGCGAACCAGUGUUCGUCCCGCCGCAAGUGAUUGUUCAUUGUUAUUUAUUAUUAGCGUCUUUAUCUUAUUCUUACUGAAGAAAGCACCACUACACACCCACAUAUUUUGGGCGUUUAGAAGAGGGGUUUAGGUUUUCACGAAGUUUUCGGGAUUAUCGUAACUGUAAGGUGAAUUAGUUACAUAGUUUAGCAUUCGCGCAGCGCCUAAAUCAUCGACACUACAACACACUACACUGAGAGAUGAAAAGAAAACAUUGUUAUACACUUACUAUAUUUGCUAUAAGGGAGUAGGAAA
Armigeres subalbatus is the source of this 5035-nucleotide messenger RNA. RefSeq names its product eye-specific diacylglycerol kinase (gene rdgA). Gene Ontology annotation, biological process: intracellular signal transduction; lipid phosphorylation; diacylglycerol metabolic process. The record is from RefSeq and is a predicted model, not a curated record. The transcript has 18 exons. NCBI's taxonomy places the organism in Eukaryota, Metazoa, Arthropoda, Insecta, Diptera, Culicidae. Bases 294 to 4445 code for a protein of 1383 amino acids. Gene Ontology annotation, molecular function: protein binding; ATP-dependent diacylglycerol kinase activity.